Molecule: messenger RNA, 1414 nt
Organism: Girardinichthys multiradiatus
Lineage: Eukaryota; Metazoa; Chordata; Actinopteri; Cyprinodontiformes; Goodeidae
Gene: adh5
Product: alcohol dehydrogenase 5
Exons: 9
Coding region: 116-1246 (376 amino acids)
Biological process (GO): formaldehyde catabolic process
Cellular component (GO): cytosol
Molecular function (GO): S-(hydroxymethyl)glutathione dehydrogenase [NAD(P)+] activity; zinc ion binding
Source: RefSeq, a predicted model, not a curated record
GAAUCUUUGACCAUGCCGACGUCAUACGUACGCUGAGCGUUCUCGCUUCUGAUUGGCUUAGAGGUUAACUCCUUUACGGCUGCUCGGAAAACACCUUGUUGCAGAAGGAACGAACAUGGAGACAGCUGGAAAAGUGAUCAAGUGCAAGGCUGCUGUUGCAUGGGAAGCAGGAAAGCCUCUCUCCAUUGAGGAGGUGGAGGUAGCCCCACCUAAGGCCCAUGAAGUUCGCAUUAAGAUUCUUGCUACAGGGGUGUGUCACACUGAUGCUUACACUCUGAGUGGCAGUGACCCUGAGGGACUUUUCCCUGUCAUCCUCGGACAUGAGGGUGCUGGAACUGUGGAGAGUGUUGGUGAGGGUGUCACUAAGUUCAAGCCAGGUGACACCGUCAUCCCUUUAUAUGUGCCUCAGUGUGGUGAAUGCAAAUUCUGCAAAAACCCCAAGACCAACCUCUGCCAGAAAAUUAGAAUAACCCAGGGUCAAGGGCUGCUCCCUGACAAGACGUCACGCUUCACCUGCAAAGGAAAGCAAGUGUUCCACUUCAUGGGGACCAGCACCUUCUCUGAGUUCACGGUGGUGGCUGACAUCUCACUGGCCAAGGUUAAUGAGAAAGCUCCGCUGGAUAAAGUGUGCCUUCUUGGAUGUGGUAUUUCUACAGGUUAUGGUGCUGCUCUGAACACUGCCAAGGUUGAGCCUGGUUCUACAUGUGCUGUAUUCGGACUUGGAGCUGUCGGGUUGGCUGUCAUUAUGGGCUGCAAGGCUGCUGGAGCCACCAGAAUCAUCGGUGUGGACAUCAACCCCGACAAGUUCGAGAAGGCCAAAGAGUUUGGAGCCACAGAAGUUGUGAACCCAAAGGACCACAGCAAGCCCAUCCAGGAGGUUCUGGUGGAGAUGACUGAUGGUGGUGUGGACUACUCAUUUGAGUGCAUUGGAAAUGUGCAAAUCAUGAGAGCUGCUCUGGAAGCAUGUCACAAAGGUUGGGGUGAAAGUGUCAUCAUUGGUGUAGCUGGAGCAGGACAGGAAAUCUCCACCAGACCAUUCCAGCUGGUGACAGGCAGAGUGUGGAGAGGCACAGCGUUCGGAGGCUGGAAGAGUGUGGAGAGUGUACCUAAACUGGUGGAAGAUUACAUGAAUAAAAAGAUGAAGGUGGAUGAGUUUGUGACUCACACUCUUCCCUUUGAGGAGAUCAAUGAAGCCUUUGACCUCAUGCAUGCUGGAAAGAGCAUCCGGAGCGUUCUGACCUUCUGAUCUGCCUAAAACAUCCGUCACAUCCAGCCUUAAAGCAGCCUCCAACCAUAGUUCCAGCAUUUACUUCUCUGCACUUCCUUUGAUACAAGACCCAGUGUUUAGAAGAAGCUCUUUAAAAGCAGAACAUCUUUUUGAAACUCUGUUAAUAAAACCUUAUUAGAAAAUCUU